This is a messenger RNA of Oncorhynchus tshawytscha (Chinook salmon), 2281 nucleotides long. Its product is annotated as zinc finger protein 567-like. The coding region runs from base 220 to 1572 and encodes 450 amino acids. Gene Ontology annotation, biological process: regulation of transcription by RNA polymerase II. The transcript is spliced from 3 exons. NCBI's taxonomy places the organism in Eukaryota, Metazoa, Chordata, Actinopteri, Salmoniformes, Salmonidae. Gene Ontology annotation, cellular component: transcription regulator complex; PcG protein complex. Gene Ontology annotation, molecular function: DNA-binding transcription factor activity, RNA polymerase II-specific; RNA polymerase II cis-regulatory region sequence-specific DNA binding. The record is from RefSeq and is a predicted model, not a curated record.
UGGGUGCAAAUGAAGCAUAGUGGAAAGAACAUGCAAGUAGGUGGGUGAAGCUCCUACUGGCGUGUUGUAGAACGUUUUAGGGAACGCCUCCUCUGUGAAGUGCGCCUGUGCACAAACCCAUUCUGUCUGUAUUGAUGUUGCAUGUAAUUGUGUGGAGUAAAGAAUGACAUAGCCUACUGUCGGAACUAAAUUACCUACCUAACUCACAUUCGACUGAAAAUGUAUCAACUACAGUUAUUGCGCGUGUUUUUAAAUGAGCGUUUAACCGCGGCUGCUGUGGAGAUUUUCGGGGCAGUUGAGAAAACGGUAGUGGAGUACCAGGAGGAGAAUGAUCGGCUACGGAGACUGCUGUGGAUCACGCCAGAGAAAAAACUACGUAGAAUAGACUCCCUGCAGCUCUCUCUCGCUGUCUCUGAAGAGGAGGUUCUCCCUGAGCAGCAGCACUGUGAGCCAGAGUGGAGCCCCAGUCUGGGGCAGGAGGACCCCGAGCCCACACAGAUUAAAGAGGAACAGGAGGAAGUCAGGACCAGUCAGAAGGAAGAGCAGCUUCAAGGGCUGGAGGCUGAUAUCGUAGAGUUCCAAUUCACUCCUUCCUGUGUGAAAAGUGAAUGUGAUCAGGAGGACCCACUUUGGUCCUUGACUCUUCCCCAAACCCAGACUGUGGAAAACAAAGAGUGUGACUCUAUACCAGUGGAACUCAAACCUUUUGGCACUGUGACUCACCUAAAUAGUCUCGCCAUUCCCCGUAACCCUCCAGAUAAUGAUAACAAUGCCUCCAGCCACAGCUCAGCCAUAAGCAGAGACCCAGUAGCACUUGACAGCAGCCCACAAUUGGAUUCCAGCCCACCAUUGGAUCCCCACCCACCACUAGAGAAACGUUCUUCCAAACCCAGCAUGACGUCUAGAAAAACUCACCGCUGCUGUGACUGUGGUGAAAUGUUUGCUCCAAAAGCUGACCUGCUGAGUCAUGUAACUCUAAACAAGAAGAGACCCAGGGAAUGCUGCUUCUGCAACACCUGUACACUGAAGGCUCAUGUCCGACUCUGUCACAUGGAGAAACCCUGCACCUGCCCUGAUUGUGGCAAGUCAUUCAAAUACAAAGGAGAUCUGUCCAGGCACAUGAGGAUUCACACAGGAGAGAAAUAUUUUAGCUGUGGUGACUGUGGGAAAAGUUUCAGUCUCAAGGGGAACCUAAUGAAGCAUAAACUGACUCACACAGGAGCAAAACCUUUUAGCUGUGGUGACUGUGGGAAGAGCUUCAAUCGAAAGGAGAACCUAACCAUGCAUAUACGUACUCACACAGGAGAGAAGCCAUUUAGCUGUGUCGACUGUGGGAAAAGCUUCAGUCUCAAGGGGAACCUAAUGAAGCAUAAAAUGACUCACACGGGAGCAAAACCAUUUAGCUGUGGUGACUGUGGGAAGAGCUUCUCUGUCAAGGGGAACCUGACCACACACAAGCUGACUCACACAGGGGAAAAACCAUUUACCUGUGGUGACUGUGGGAAGAGAUUCACUCCUAAGGCUUAUCUGCUGAAGCACGUCCACAAAGAAAGAAAAUAUGAAGAAAACUGAAAGAAAAAUAUGAAAAACAUGAUCCUAAAUAUAACACGUCAAUUUAGUGAAUACCAUUGGUGUUUAAAUUGAAGCUUUCAGCAUGAAAUAUCUUUUAUCUUUUGACUUUUAUUUAUCUUACUAUGUCUUUGUUUUAAAUGUUUUAGUGCAGUUGUGAAAAAAGUCAAUAGUUGGAAGAGUUGCAAAGGGAAUUGAAAAUAAUGCCAUUGUUAAUUAAUACUUUUUUUGGUAUUAAUUAGGCUAUUUUCUCUUGAAACAUAUGGUCUCUACUAGAAACUCAUGAACAAUAUGGACACAGAUAUAAAAAAAGUUAUACUUUAUAUUAUUAGAAAUUUUAAGUUAUUCAAAGUCAAAUUUAUUCAAGUAUAAAUUACCAUAGAUUGCCAUAGAUUACCUGUUUAAUUACCAAAAAUGAUGGUAACACUGGUAAUUUACCAGUAGUUUUACAACCCUAGGCCAGACUGCUGUUAUUGAUACAUUAAAUAUAUGCUUUCCAGAAAAGGGCUCCUUCCAUUUGUCCAAGACUAUUUCUCAUCCAUUUUGACCUAAUGCUGCUCAUUCAUGAUAUUGUUUAAUCUUGUACAGAGUAAUGAUAUAGAGUUGAAUAAUUGAUUCUCCCAGAUCAUCCUAUUGUCACGCCCUGGUCGAAGUAUUUUGUGUUUAUCUUUAUUUAUUUGGUCAGGCCAGGGUGUGGCAUGGGUUUUUGUAU